AUGCCGGUGAUUUGCCAACCAAAGGCAACGUGGGAGGACACGUGCUUGCUUGUGAGGGAAGCCGAGAGCCCGGUGUUGUGGCACCGAAGGUUGGGGCAUGCCGGCUAUGAGAAUUUGGCCAAAAUGGUCGAGGGCCCCGGGUUGGCCAGGGGUAUAAGGGUCAAAGCCAAGGCGUUCCGGGAGCUCGGGAGGAGAAAACUUCGUUGCAAUCCGGGAAGAAGGUCAAGGGGGUGCAAACCGGACCGGGGCGGGGAGUAUGUCAACGAGGGAAUGACGGCCCUCCUCGAGAAGAGAGGGACGGUGCACCACACAACGGCGGGGCACUCUCCCGAACAAAACGGUUUGGCGGAGCGGUUGAACCGGACGCUCGAGGAAAGAGCGCGGGCUUUGCUAGAGGAUGCCGGGUUGAAGCCGGAGCUCUGGGCGGAAGCGAUGGUGACGGCUAACUACACCCGGAACCGGGUGCCCUCGAGCGUGCACGGCAAGACGCCCUGGGAGAUGUUCUACGAGGAGAAGCCGAACCUUAACCACUUGCGGGUAUUUGGGGCGCGGGCCUACAAUCCACGUGCCCAAGGGAAACUGGAAGAAUAUGGAGCGGGUUAG
Messenger RNA from Klebsormidium nitens, 603 nucleotides. NCBI's taxonomy places the organism in Eukaryota, Viridiplantae, Streptophyta, Klebsormidiophyceae, Klebsormidiales, Klebsormidiaceae. The record is from the annotation of a GenBank genome assembly.